This is a messenger RNA of Diuraphis noxia (Russian wheat aphid), 1579 nucleotides long. RefSeq lists its product as uncharacterized. Gene Ontology annotation, molecular function: nucleic acid binding. NCBI's taxonomy places the organism in Eukaryota, Metazoa, Arthropoda, Insecta, Hemiptera, Aphididae. The record is from RefSeq and is a predicted model, not a curated record.
GCACCUGGCGAAUACGUAGUGAUUCGAUUAUCCAGCGAACGCGAAUCUAUCUCCGCGAACSCUCGCUAUUGUUAACGAUACAUUUUUUUAUCCUGUUUACAAUUAUUUUUAUCCGAAUUUUUAUUUAUUAAUCAAUAUAAUUCGCUAUGGAUAGUAGUGAUGAUCAAGGAAUUGAAGACGUAGAAGCAUUAUCACCAGUAACUAAGAAUACACGAGGAAAAAUUGUUGGUUCACGUGAGCGAUUACGUAUUGUCAAUAUGUACAAGACAAUUAUUAAGGAUAAUCCAAGUAUGUCAAUGAGGCAAAUGAGGGUGAUAAUUGCAAAAACAAUGGGCGUUAGUGAAUCAACAGUACAUAGAACCGUCAGUGAUUACAAGGAAACUAAAACGGUAAUAUCUCCAAAACGCAAGAGAGUAAGAAACCAAAUUACUGAAACGUUCGAUGACUUCGAUCGGAAUGCAGUCCGUAGGCACGUACACAGUAUUUGGCUCCGACGCGAAAUCCCUACGGUUGAUAAAAUUCACAAAGCUGUGUCUGAUGAUAAAGAUUUGCCAACCGUAUCGCGUACUAGUAUGUUUAAAUUAUUGAAGGAAUUAAAAUUCCGUUACGUUAAGAGAGGUCGUAACAGUGCUCUAACAGAAAAAACCGAGUUAAUACUUUGGCGAAGAAGGUACUUGAGAUCAAUACGGAAAUAUCGUGAAGAGGGUCGCCAUGUGUAUUAUUUAGACGAAACCUGGGUGAAUUCUGGUGACUGUCCAAAUUAUGAAUGGCGUGAUACAACAAUAACAACAUCCCACCGAKUCGCAUUCCUAAAGCGAAUGUCGACCGGUUUCGUGAAUCCGUCUGGCAAAGGCACGCGUCUAAUUGUUCUUCAUAUAGGGUCCGAAGAUGGUUUUGUUGACAAUGGAUUAUUGUGUUUUGAAUCCAAGAAGAACUCCCGCGAUUACCACGACGAGAUGAACGGGCAAUUUUACGAGUGGAUGGAAAAUAUUCUACCUCGUCUAAAGGACAACUGCGUUAUUGUUAUGGACAAUGCGUCGUAUCAUUCAGUUAAGUUGGACAAAGCACCGACUGCGUCAACGAAGAAGGCCGAUAUUAUACAGUGGUUGGAGAAUAAAGGGGAAGUGGUGGAUAGRACUAUGAUAAUACGAGAACUUUUAGACAUCGUAAAAAAAAUUAAGCCUCAACAUGAGAAAUUUGUUAUUGAUGAAAUCGCCAAUGCACAAAAUAAAACAAUUUUACGUCUGCCACCUUAUCAUUGCGAGCUUAAUCCAAUUGAACUUGCUUGGUCAUCGAUCAAGAAUCACGUAAAAAUGAACAACACUACAUAUUUUAAACUACCCGAUGUCAAAAAACUUUUAAUAGAAGGCAUAGAAAGAGUAGAUGCAGAUAUGUGGAAGAACUUUAUAAGACACACGAUAACGGAAGAAAAUAGGUUUUGGGAAAUAGAUGACAUUAUGGACGAGGUGUUUGAAGCGCAGAGACAAAAUUUAACUUUAACUAUUACUGGAGAUACGUCAUCUGAUUCAGAGUCUGAUACGGAUUGAACUAUUCUUAUAAUUUGUAAAUAUAUUUGUUU